UUUUGCAAUUCCUCUCUCCACAUUCAUAUUACUCCAUCUCAUUUUCUCCUUCCUUUUUUUCUCUUCGUUCCUUUCACUUCUCCCGUCUUUUAUACAUUCCGUUUUAAUCUUUCUCUCUUUCUCUCUCUCUCUCUCUCUCUCUCUUUCUUUCUUUCUUCCCUUCUUCCUUCCCUAUCUUUGUACUUCCUUCCUUCCUACCGUCCUUCUGCUAGUCAUGGGAACAUUUAUGUUAUCCUUUACAAAAAACAAAACCUACAUUCAUUCAUCUCUGACCUCGUCCUUCAUUCCAAUGCCUUUUUUCUUUUUUUUUUUUUGUUGAUGGUGUCAAGCAUCAGAUUUUCACCUUAAUCUGUUUACAGUAGGCUGUUCAGCAAAGACUGAAUGUGAGGAGAAAAAAAAAAACGAGGGAAAGGUGAGUGCCACUGGCGCUUUGGGUUUAAGUGACAGGUAAAUUACAAGUUAAGUGGAGUACACCGGCUUUUAACAAGAGGCUUCAGGCUCCUGCAAAUCCUCCUUAGUCUCUAAUCUGAAUACAAAAGCCGGAGGAGGAGGACGGAUCAAAUUUGACCCCUGAAUGAGGCAUUUGUUCUCGCUCAUGUCCCGCUUCAGCCAGGUUUCCAUUCUCUUUGUGUGUGUGUGUUUGUGUGUGUGUUUGUGUGUUUUCUUUUGAUUUUAAAUAAAAACAAUACAUUUUGCUUGUUUUUCCCAUUUGAGGAAUAAAAAGAGAAAGUCAGGGGAAUGUCUGGUCUCCUCCCCUCAAGAUCUUCUUUUACUGAAGGACUGUUUAUUUAAUUGGGGAUGAAAAGGCAGAACGCGACGCUGCUAUCGGCGGCACGGGGAAAACAAAUCCGGCCUUCUUCAGCCGUGAGCAGGAGGCUGAAAGCCGAGACAGGCCGUGAGAAAAGCGCUUUUUUCGGCUUGUCAACGUUUUAGAGGCUUAGAGUCAGAGCGAUCCAGGCUCAGGACGGAGGAGUCGGGUGUUAGCGAGGCAGACUGACUCCUGAUAGAAGGUGUUUGCAGCUCAAGUCGAGCAGAAUCGUCCUCGCUCCUGCAAACAGCAGAGAGAUAAUUGAUUCUUGAAAAAAGUUUUCUGUACAGCUACAGGUUGCCUGUUGUCUGUGCUGAUGACUCGACUCAGUGGCCUGUGACAGUCCUGGUCCUUGGUUUCCGGUCCUUGGUACCUGUUCCGGUUCCUGUUCCUGUUCCCUGUUCCCUACUCCUGAUCCUGAUCCUGGUCGCUGCUAUGCUCUGCCUCUGCACUGGUUUGGACUCUGGACUGUUUUUGGUAAAGCGAAGGAUUAGGGCAGAUUUUCUCUCUAAAAUAGGAGUGGAGUGUGAUGGGGCUUUUAUCCCUGAGCGUGGAGAAGGCCACAGAGCCACAGGAUUAAAGAACCACAAAGGGUCCUGUUGUGUCCGAGCACAAACUCAACUGCCACUAAAUGCAACUGCCAGCUUGAAUAUGUCAGCAGGGUGGGAAGUUUCCUGAAGCUGAGCUCGCCCUGGUGUGAUUGGUUGUUUGAAUGCUGCUGUGCUUUAAAACCCCCUCACCAGCUCUAAUGUGGGGACGAGUGCAGUCGAGUGGCAGCUUGAGGAGUUUCAGCGCUGCGAGGGAACGAGCCUGCAGCACCAUUUCCACAUCUCCCUCUGAGUGAGUGUUUACUGAGCUGCUCUGGAGCCCUGUUCAAUUUCAUAUAAAAUCAGUGAUUACUACAGGAUUUAAAUAUAAAGGCUGAUCUCUCCACCAUGCAGCAUUACGGAGUAAAUAGUGGAUAUCUACACGCUAUGAACUCCCUGAGCGCCAUGUACAACCUGCACCAGCAAAGCACGCAGCACGCGCCCGAAUACCGGCCCUCUGUUCACGCGCUCACGCUGGCGGAGAGACUCGCCGACAUCAUCCUGGAGGCGAGGUACGGCUCUCAGCACAGGAAGCAGAGGAGGAGUCGCACGGCCUUCACUGCUCAGCAGCUGGAGGCGCUCGAGAAAACGUUCCAGAAAACACACUACCCUGAUGUAGUGAUGAGAGAACGACUGGCAAUGUGCACCAACCUGCCUGAGGCUCGAGUACAGGUUUGGUUUAAGAACAGACGAGCAAAGUUCCGUAAGAAGCAACGCAGUCUGCAGAAAGAGCAGCUCCAAAAGCAGAAAGAGGGGGAGUCAGAGGGAAACCAGGAAGCAGAGAGUAAAGAAGAAGCACCACCCAGUAGAACACCUCAAACUCCUCAAACUCCCCAAACUGCACAUCCGCCUCCAGAUGAGCUGAGCGAGGAAGUGAACGUUACGUCCCCUGAGCACUCAGGGGUGGAGUCAGGAGCAGAGGAUUUGACUGACAGAGAGGACGAGCCAUCAUCGUUAAGAGAGGAGGAGAAGAAAGUGUCGGGGCCAGGAGGCACAAUGUCACCAAGCAAACUACUGAAUCAAAAAUCAGAUUCUUCUCUGGAGUCUCCAUCUCUCUCGUCCUCCAGCAUUCUCAACACUGGUUUAGUCCAAACCAACUCCUAUGCCUCGUCUCCUCUCAGCCUCUUCCGUCUACAGGAGCAAUUUCGCCAGCACAUGGCUGCCACGAACAACCUAAUGCACUACACACCAUUCGACAUGGCCAUCCCGUCCUCGUCCUCCCCGUCCUCUUCCUCCGCCUCGUCUUCUUUAGCUUACCUGGGCAUGAACAUAAACAUGAACAUGCCAUCUCCACUUGGGCCUCUGCAGUGCCAGUCAUAUUACCAGUCUCUGUCCCAGCAGGUGUGGAGCAGCUUAAACAGCAAGACGAGCAGCAUCGAGAACCUGCGUUUCAGAGCCAAGCAACAUGCAGCCUCGCUCGGGUUGGACAUGCUGCCUGACUGAUCUCAAAACUUACCUGAGAUAUACAAAAAAAAGAGAAACAUAUUGAGCUUUACCUCCAUUCUUAUAAAUAGUAAUGAACCACAUGGAAGGAGGACAAACUGAGAAAUAGCUUUGUUGUGUUUGUUUUCAACAGAUAAACAAUGGAAAUAUUAUACAACCCCAAUUCCAAAAAAGUUGAGACAAUGUGUAAAUUGUAAAUUAAACAGAAAGUAAGGAUUCGCAAAUCUCAUAAAUCCAUAUUCUAUUCACAAUAAAACAAACAAAAAACAUCAACUGAGAAUUAUACCAUUUUAAGGAAAAUGUGUCAUUUUGAAUUUGAUGGGUCUCAAAAAAGUUGAGACAGGGCCAUGUGUACCUCUGUGUAGCCUCACAUCUUCUGUCCAUAUACAUUUGGUAACUGUGGAGACCAAUGCUAAAGUUUUGGGAGUGGAAUGUUGUCCCAUAUGUAUCUGAUAUGGGAUUCUAUCUGCUUCACAGGUCUGGGUCUUUUUUGUUGUGUUUUUCAUUUUAUGUUUCAUCAAAUGGUUUUAAAUGGCUAAAUGUCUAGACUGCAAGCAGGUCAGUUUCUGGACUCUUCUACUACAAAGUCAUGCUAUUUUAAUAGAUGCAGUAUGCAAUUUGCAAUGUCUUGUUUAAAUAUGCAGGGCCUUCCCUGAAAAAGAAGUUGUCUGGAUGGAAGCAUUUGCUGCUUUAAAACCUGUAUAUACUGUUCAGAAUUAACAGAGCCUUUCCGAAUGUUCAAGCUGUCCAUUCCACAGGCACUAAUGCACACCCAUGCCAACAAAGAUGUGGCUUUUUUAAUGGAACACUGAUAACAAGCCAGAUGGUCCCUCUCCUGUUUAGUCCGGAGGAUGCGGUGUCCAUGGUUGCCAAAAAAAAAAAAAGAAAUUUCAUUAGUCUGACCACAGAACAGUUUCGCCUCAGUACGUUUUAAAUGAGCUUUGGCCCAGAGAGGAUGCCGGUCUUUCUGGAUCAUGUUCACGCAUGCCUUCUUCGUUGCAUUUAUUUUUAACAUCUUUGCAUUUAGAUUUAACCUGCAUUUGUGGAUGCAAACUGUGUUUACAGACAAUGAUUUCUGGAGGUGUUUCUGAGUCCUUGCAGUGAUUUCCAAUACAGAAUCAUGACUGUUUUAAAUGCAGUGCCGCCUGAGGGGACUAAGAUCAUGGCCAUCGAAGAUACAUUUUUGACAUUGUCCCUUGUGCACAGACAUUUCUUUCAAUUGCUUGAUUAUAUGAUGUACUGUAAAUAAUAUUAUAUUCAACUUUUGCAAUUUCAUGUUCAGGAACAUUCAGUCUUUCACAGAUUUUUGAAGCUCUGCCAUCUUUACUUCUGAGAGACUCUACCUCUCUAAGAUACACUAUUUAUAACCAAUCAUCUUACUGACCUGUUGUCAAUUAACCUCAUUAGUUGCAAAAUGUUUCUGCAACUGUUUAAUUUUAAUAACACUUUUUCCAGACUUUUGAUGCUCUUUUCCAACAUUUGUGAGACGUGUUGCAGCCAUCAAAGUACUCAAAUGUUUUUUCCAUUUAAUGGCACAUUUCUUCACUUUAAACAUUUGAUUUGUUCUUUCUGUGAAUAAAAUAUGGGUUUGUGAGAUUUGCAAAUCAUUACAUUCUGGUUAUAUUUACAUUUUAUCCAAAUUUUAUGGAAUUGUGGUUCUGAGAUUUAUUUUUGCGAUCUAUAGAACCCACGAACAGAAAAGUGAGACUAUAGAAGCUGACCUUUUGCAUCCAUUCAGCUGUGUAAAUGCACUAGUGUUGCAAUUGCUCUCACUUUCACUACUUAUUUCUGCUUUAGUAUGAUAGAGAGAAAACAAGAGAGAUACAUAAAUGACUCAAUGCAUCAGUGGUCAAUAUUUGCAUUAUAGACACCUUAAAUCCAAUGCUACACUACAUAGAAACAUGGUACAAAAUAAUAAUGCAACAAAAUAUUUGUUCUUCAUUAAAUGUUUGUACUUCAGAUUAACUAUAUUUUUGAGUGUCCCAUUCUACAUCCAUCCCCAUUUCCUGUUAUAAUAACCUCCAUUAUUCUGAGAAGAUGUUCCACUAGAUUUUGUGGAGAUUUGCGUGAGAUUCAUUAAGCAACGAGGGUGUUAGUAAAAGGCACAACAAAAGGUAAAAGGGCAUUGUCACACUGGAACAAGUUCUGGGUCUCCUACUUCAGGUGAGGGAAAAGUUUCAUGCUUCUACAUCCAUAUAGUCUUUGAAUGUCCAUAUAGUGUAGGUUACAUCUAUUAUAAAACAUUAUAUUCACCUGCACGUCCUCAUGACAUUAAGCAAUAAGUUAUCUCAGUUUCGAACACAGUGAUUUUCAAACCAUUCAUGGAAAGUUCACUUUUCUAAAAACAUUACAAUCCUUUGCAUAUUCUUUAUAAACUCCUGAGGCUCCUGAGUCUUGUAAAUACACCAUGUUAUGUUCUGGAUAAUGCUUAUUGAUGCUAAAGUGUCUCACAGCAUAUAAAAUAUAUAAAAUAUGCAGUCGUAUAGCAUAUAUAUUGCCGUCUGGACUUUUUUUCUGGAUUGUUAACGUAAAAUGUGAAUAAAUUAUCUCUGAAAUGCAAGAAAAUU
Silurus meridionalis is the source of this 5405-nucleotide messenger RNA. RefSeq names its product diencephalon/mesencephalon homeobox protein 1-B-like. Gene Ontology annotation, molecular function: RNA polymerase II transcription regulatory region sequence-specific DNA binding; DNA-binding transcription factor activity, RNA polymerase II-specific. NCBI's taxonomy places the organism in Eukaryota, Metazoa, Chordata, Actinopteri, Siluriformes, Siluridae. Gene Ontology annotation, biological process: regulation of transcription by RNA polymerase II. The record is from RefSeq and is a predicted model, not a curated record.